AUGACUGAUACUGAGAAUAAUUAAUAAUAUGAUAAUUAUGAGGAUAAUAAUAAUGAUUAGUAAGAUGGAUAUUAUGAUUAAAAUAACGAAGGCUAUGAAAAUUAAUCAGGUAACUAUGAUGAUAUGAAUUUUGAUGAUUUAGAAAAAGAAAGGCAAAGACUAGAAAACGAAUUAGGAAUCACUUAAAAAAUUACUUAAUCUGAAAGGCUAAUUUAAAAGAAAAAUUGGGAGCAUGUAGAUGAGCUUGGAGGAUUGGAAAUAGAUAAUAAUUUAGUUUGUGAUUUAGAAGAUCAUGAUAGAGAAAAGAUAUUAUUUGUUUGUAAAAGUCCUUAUUGCGAUGCUCCUCGUCGUUUAUGUUGCGGUUAUUGUAAUCCUUUACAUGCUACACAUCUUAAACAUCUCAACAAAUUAUAAAAUUUUCGUGAUACAAGUUUAAAUUCUAGAGUUAAAUUAUAAAAUACUUUAGCUGAUUUCACUUAAUUUGAAAGAAAAUAGCUUAUUGAAGGUAGCUUACUAUAACUUAUCAAGAAAAGACAAAAAGAAAUGCUUGAUUAAUUCAUUAAAUUUUAGAAUAACCAGUAUAACUCUUUGCUCAAAUUACUAGAUGGUGCCACAGAAAAUUAUUUGUUUGAAGAGAUGAGUCUUCUAAAAAGUAUAGGAGGGUUUCAUUAGAAGGUAGAUGAUAUAUUUGGUAAGGAAUGGUAAGAACUUAAAUCAGAUGAUGUGAUGUCUCUAAUUCGUUUACACGAACAUUUAAAUGAGUUUGUUGAUCCAAUUAACAAAUUAGAUGAGAAUAGAGCUAGGUUAGCCAAGGAUUUAACUGACACAAUUGAUAGUUUUUUUAACCAUAACGAAGUUCUUGUUUCUACUCUUGAAUAACAAUCAGAAAAUCGUAUGCAAGAAAUUUUAGAUAAAGUGUAUAAGGAAAAUUUGGAAAACAAGCCAGUAGCUUAUCAACUUAGUGAACGCCAUAAAGAUAUAAUUGAGAGUUCUGCAAUAUUUUAGAGAGGCUACAAUACAGAAGGAUCAACUAACGGAUCCCCUACGAAAAAGAAUUAGUCUAAAGAGUUUCACUCAGUAUUGCUUAAAGAUGAUCAUGCUCCUAAAGCAGGGUGGAAAGAAAUACAAAAGCUCCCUCUUUGGGCAAAGUACUUAAGAAAUGUUGAGCUUUGUAGUAAGAAAUAUGGAUAAUUCAAGAAGCAAAAAGAUUUGCCUAAUACAAUGGACUUCACAACUCUUGGUCCACUUGAAGAUAACAAAGGAGAUAUCUACAUAGGAUAAUGGCGUCAAGGAUUACGCUGGGGUCAGGGUACAAUGAUUUGGAAAAAUGGCACGUAUUAUGAAGGAACAUGGUAGAAGUCAAAGAUGGAAGGAUAUGGAAGAAAAGUGUUUAAAAAUGGAAAUAUGUAUGAAGGUGAAUUUAAAGAUGAUAAAAUGAAUGGUAAAGGUGUCUUUUAUCAUGUAGGAGGCUCUAAAUAUGAAGGUGAAUGGAAAGAUGAUUUACCUCAUGGAAGAGGAGUAGAAGUAAUGAUAAAUAAUGAUGUUUUUGAAGGAGAAUUCAAAAAAGGAUUAAAAGAAGGAAGAGGUAGAUUAAAAGGAGCAGAUGGCUCGUUAAUUACUGGUAUUUGGCAAGAGGGUAAACUACAGGGAAAAGGUGAGUAGCUUUAUGCAGAUGGAAGACUUUAUCAAGGUGAUUUUAAGGAUGAUAAAAAGGAAGGAGAAGGUGUCUUAACAUGGAAUGAUGGCAGAAAAUAUGAAGGCCCUUGGGUUAAGGGAAGAUAACACGGUAUUGGUAUUUUUAUAAAUCCAGAUGGUACUAAACUUAAAGGAGAAUGGAUUAAUGGUAAUCGUAUUAGAUGGAUAACACCUAGUAGUGUAGGAGGUAGCUAAAAUAACUUAAAAUGA
This is a messenger RNA of Tetrahymena thermophila SB210, 1905 nucleotides long. RefSeq names its product MORN motif protein. The record is from RefSeq and is a predicted model, not a curated record. NCBI's taxonomy places the organism in Eukaryota, Ciliophora, Oligohymenophorea, Hymenostomatida, Tetrahymenidae. The transcript has 2 exons.